AGUUUGCCUACGUCCUGCUAUCUUUUUGCACGGCUACCAACUAUCGAAAAACUAUUCACUCAUGUGAUUGUAUCGAACGUGUUCGAAGUCCGUCUUUCUCGAGAUAAACGCUCCAAAAAUGAAUUAUAUGAAUUAAAACCAAUACAAAAAAUAAUAAUAUCAGUUAAACAGUCUGUACAAUUUUCACGAAACCACGUGUGUUAUUUAAACAGUGCCAAAAAAUUGUUUAACUCGUUUAGUGAUUCUACAACAUUUUACUUCUUACUGAAAGGAUUGACUACCGAGUGAGACCUUAAAACAACGAGUGAAUAACAUCGACAUUAAAAACAUGUGAAGUGAUAUUAACGCCGGCCAAAUGGACGUGGAUUAAAUGGAUUACUUUCUCAUAUUGACUGCAGCUCAAUAUAUUGACAUGGAUGCUUCAUGGAACAGGAACAGAAAUGAAAAUAUAUCAUAACCUCAUCUCCAUCCGAGUGAACACUAAGUUUAGUGCAAAAUCCUCAUGCUACCGCUGUUUUCACUUCUCAAUUUUAUAUAUGUAAUAAAUCAGCAAUGACUUCCGUCAAAACGAUUCUUCGACAUGGCUAUCAAUUCCGAGAUACUAUAUUUACACAACGAAAACUCUCUAUUACAGUUAUCAAUGGAAAAACAUUCUCUCAGUGAAUCGAAUCUGGCAUGUGACCGAUGGAAAAUAUGGAGGAAGCUUGUGGAGUCAUGAGCAAUAAUCCUGAUGCGAUGGCUCCUGCCGUAAUUCCACAAAAAUAUGAUGCUAAUGUAGAUUAUGUUAUCAACGAAUAUAUGGAAAGACUAGGAACUCGUCUUAAUAUUCUAGAAACUGAGCUAAAAUAUGCUUGGAGAGCUCUAGAUCUUCUAUCACAGGAGUAUUUGAAAAUGUGGGAACGUUUAGAAAAAUUGGAAAGUUUACUUUAUGAACAACAAAGCGUCAUAUCACAGUUAUUAGAUUUUUAUACUUCGGGUGGAAUUUCAACAGUUCAGACAGCUGCCGCAUCUUUAGAAGGAAAACUAGGAGAAUUAGAGGUAAUUCGUGAAAUUUUGGGUAACGGUGCUGUAGAAGAUGGAUUAGAAGAAGGACUUGAUGUUACAAGAUCUCACGGUCAACAAUCGGAUAUGGAUAUGGAUACUGGAAUAGACGAAAUGCACGUACCUGACGAAGCUUUUUAUAAAAGCCUCAACCAAGCCUAUCGGGAAGAUUUGGUAGGUGACGACCCCACUUAUAGAAUCAGUCAAUUGGGAAUGAUUUGGGAAGAAAGAGAAGAUAGCAGUGAAAAUGGUGACAGGAAACCAAUAAAUACCUCAAACAGGCUAGAUGAGAAUGAAGAAAUUUAUUCGGCACUGGAUUAUAAAGACUACAGAGGCAAUUCUCCUUGCAUAAGUGAACAGGACCUAGCUCAAUUAACUAAAAUAGACUCAAUAGAUCAUCUGGCUAUUGAAAAAUUAGAUGAAUUGGAUCGCCUUAGCAGUAAGUUACAUCAAGAUUCUGUUAAUAUUAAACAAUUGAGAAAAAAGCUAAUGGAAUCACCAAUUUCAAUUAAUGAAAUUGAAGAAGAACAAAUCGAUGUUAAAGAAGCAGAGGAUUUAUCCAAUAUUGAUGAAGCACUUCAGCAAAUGUAUCCGGAUGAUCAAUGGAGUUUCUCAAGUGGAGCGAAAGAUAAAAAUGAGUUUCUUUUGCUAGCAAAAUCUGACUUACCCACUCUACUCGCAAACGUUUCAUACCCAUCUAAAUCUAGUUCAAGGUUUUCUUUAUCAGAUGCCGAUAAGGAGGUAGCUGAAACAUUGGGAACUGAAUCAAGAAGUCCCACGUCACCCAGAAGGAGGCAAUUAGAUGCCAGCACAACUAGCGAUCCUUUCAUUACAGUUACUGGGAGAUUAGCGUACAGUGCUGCUGUGCAACAUGCAGAACAAAUAGAAGCAGCAGUAGCUGCCGCUAUAGCAGCUCAAAAUCCCAAGAAUCCAUUUUGUUGUAUGAGCCCAGCCUUGAAUUCAUUGUUGCCUGCAACAUAUGAAACUGUAUCAUCAACACCGAAUGUGUAUAAUGUCAGAUCGGAAAAAACUACAUCUCCCACACUUUCCGUAUGUAGCAUCAGGACAAGACAAGACGGUUACGUAGAACCAAAUGAGUCUUCUACUGUUACUCAAAAUCACAGUCCCCCACCUCCUCCAGCACCGGACGUCACGGAAGAUUUUCUAAAUUUGAAGAAAGCAGCAAGCUCUUCAAACGUUUUUCUUGAAGCAUCUACUGCCCUGAUUAAUCCAAAUGAGAGACUCAGUCCAAAACCUCCUCACUCCCCAAAAUCUACAAAAUCUUCACCUAGAAGGAAUAAAUCACAUUCACUAGCUGCUGCGAAAUCUGAUUCAGGAUUAUCAUCAAUGAGUGGUUGGUCUAGUUUGGAGAAAUCACCUGGAUCACCAAAAAAUUCGAGAUCUAAUUCUUACGCCGAAGGAAAACAUGGUAAUUGUAGAAUGAUUUCUCCUGUUUAUAAUCAAUAUGGUCCAAUACCUAGUGGUUCUAAGCACUACACCGAAUCAUCCUUGGAUAGUAAAUUGCCAGAUUCUUCGAAUUUUUUACCUGGAGGUCAUCAUCUCUCUGCAUUCACUACUGUUAAGUCACCUUCAGGUCUAGAUAGCGCAGAUGGUUAUGGAAACUUCGUUCCAGCUCCGGCUCCUGCUUCGGAUAUAAAUGUAAGCCCCAAUAGGAAAAAAGAUAAAGUGUGCGCUAUAACUAGCGAAGAAAGAGUUUCCACCGUCUCUAUGUAUCGAUAUGAUCAACCUGCUAUUUAUUCCGUGGCUGGUAGUAAUCGUGACUCGUAUACUUCUGUAUAUACAGGUAAUAGUGGUGAUUACAGUUGCCAAACAAACUAUCCAGAUCUGGUCGAGCCUUAUGAAAACAACGAAUUUUUCAAUCCCACAAAAAAUUAUCAUCCUCCAGUAUCGUAUAUGCCUUAUUCUGAAGCUAAUGUUAAUUCACCAAGACAUAAAUCAUCUACGGGGAGAGACACUGAGGAUUUCUCAAAUCAUGAGGGAUAUAAAACCGCUAUGUACAGAACUAUGUUUCCUUCUGGUAAUAUUACAGAUGCCUUAUCUUACUACCCAACAUCAUCAAGAACAGAUAACCAAUAUGAAGAUCAGGAAGUAUGGAUGGGAUAUGAUCAAAAUGAUAUACGAGAUACUACCGAUACUACACAUUCUCCGAAUUUAGAUAGAAAUCGCUCAUAUCAAUCUCAACCUACAGCCUAUGAGCUUCAACUACGCGAACAGCAGAAACAGUGGAAUCAGAGACAAGAAAUACCUUUCCUGGAUUUAGAUCUAAGAAAUAAAAAUUUACCUGAAUACGUAGUUCAAACACAACACGGACAAAAUUUGUUCUACGAUACCAGUGGGAUAAUUAUGACACAAUCAGGAUACAUUACAAUUUCUUCCGGCACAGAUACAAGACCACAUGUGACAGAGACUACCAAAAAAGUUAAAAGAGCGAACACAUUCAAGUCUGCAAUGAGCUCAGUUACCCAAUGGUUACCAAAUCUGAACGUUAGCAAACGGAGUAGAUCCCAUUCCCUACCUGGUAUAAAACGAGAUACCAUUAGAACCUCUUUGAACAAAAAGAAAAAGAAAAGCGGGAUCGUGUCGACUGUUUCUGAUAUCAUCCAAAAGGCAAAACGUAGGAGUAGUUUAUCACAACAAUAUUCUUCCUAUUCAGAUAGUGAACAGUCGGAGAAUGAAUGGUCCACAGAUAAAUCAAGAUCCCUAUGUUCGGAGGAUGAAAAAAGUGAAGAUGGUGCUAGUGUUUUCAAUGAUAGUAAUGUUGAUACUGACAAUGAUUUUCCCAAUAGCAAUGAAAAUGGUAAAUCGAGGAAAUACAAUCAACAUUCCGUAGAAUUCACCCUACAGCCUUUAUUUGAAACUGAUACUCCCGGAAGUGACGACAGUAAGAUGAAAAAUAUCGCAGAAGAUAAUGAAGGUAAUUUUAAUAACAACACUUCCGUGUCAUAUGUGCCCAGAAAUAAUUCUACAUCCGCUGAAAAUGAAGAUCUCAUUGUAAAAGAAAGCAAGAUGAUUGUUGUAGUAGGAGGAGGCACCGCUUCUAUGGAAUUUGCAGUUUCUAGGGCUCUAGGAAGAUAUAGACAGAGACAGUCGAAUUCAUUUUCUGAUGAUCCCGUGAUCAAUGAAGAAGAUGAAAUUAUUAUUGAAGAUAUAACUGAAGAGACUGAUAAUCAAUCGGAAUCCAUUCCUCAAAUGGAUAAAAUACUUCCGGAGCAGAAAUCGACAGAUAGUCAAACAAGUUCAGAUAAUAAUAAACCGACCGUUAUUGAUUUGUCAGAAGAACCUGUAUCAGAAGAUAGUCCAUCAACGAUCAGUAUUAAAUCUCAUACUAAUCGUUUUUUACCGAAGCAACCACAAAGUCUCGAGAUACCAGGCUGCAGAGACGAUGACGACGCGAAAAGUACGCAUUCGUGGAGAAGCACAUCUAGAGUAUCCUCACGGAGACAAAGCACUGAAGAUAGUAUAGACAGUGAAGAUGAAUGGUACUGCUAUGAACUACGAAAACUAGAAGAACUUGAACGACAGAAUCAUUUAGAAAUCGAAAUGGGUACUACAUUGAUCGAAGAACCGGAACCAAGUGAUGAUGAUCAAUUAGAACCAGAUGAAGAAGUCAAAGAGAAAAUGAACUUUGUACUGAGAGAGCUGCGAAUGACGGCAAAAGUAGCAGAAGGUGUAUUGAAUGAAAAAGAGAAUAAUUUACUCACUUUACAAAAGUUCAAAAAGAAAGAAAAUCAAGAAAAACGAUCUUCUUUCCAACUAGACAAUGCUGCAUCUUUAUUCGAAAAAAUUAAAAACUACCAUCACGAAGAGGAAGAACUUCGUAUUGAGAGAAAAUUGGACAGAUUAGAAGUACAAAGCCCACAUGAAAAAGACGAUCAUUCCUCUGGUGCUACCUCCGGACCUGAUAGUCCUCAUAGCACCGACGAGUAUGAUGAAGCAGAGAUGGCUAUUAAUGACGAAUUUGCUUUGUGCCAUGUCAACAAAGAGAAACAAGAAGAUGAAAAUAAAAAAUUGGAAUUAAUUGGAAGUGAACAACUUAAAGAAGACUCAACUGCUGUACCUUCGAUUAAAUUGGACAGCUGCACUCCUGCUAAGGAAGAUAAAGAAGGUGUCCAAAUGGGAAGCAGAUGGAAACUAUUGAAGACGUUAAAAGAAAGAAAAGCGGAGGAAAAGAAUCAUCAAGGCAAGUCUCCAACACAACCCUCAGUUGAAAUCAAAAAGGAGUCUGGAAUCAGAGGAGAUCAAUCGCGUGCAAAUGGACAUCCUGGUGACAAUCCGUUUUACAGCAACAUUGACAGUAUGCCGGACAUUCGACCAAUUCGGAGAAAGUCCAUUCCCUUGGUAUCUGAUUUGACUAUGGCUGCUACAAAAAGAAACGCCGGACUGACGUCUGCAGUGCCGAGGGCUACUUUGAACGACGAAGAACUGAAAAUGCACGUUUACAAGAAAACUCUCCAGGCUCUUAUCUACCCCAUUAGCAGCACGACACCCCAUAAUUUCGUUCCAUGGACGGCGACGUCACCGACCUAUUGUUACGAAUGCGAAGGACUUCUAUGGGGUAUCGCGCGACAAGGCGUCAGAUGUACGGAGUGCGGUGUCAAAUGUCACGAAAAAUGCAAAGAUUUAUUAAAUGCCGAUUGCCUUCAAAGAGCCGCUGAGAAAAGUUCGAAACACGGAGCGGAAGAUAAAGCCAACAGCAUUAUCACAGCCAUGAAAGACAGAAUGAAACAGCGGGAGAGAGAAAAACCAGAAAUUUUCGAGCUGAUUCGGGACGUAUUUGGUGUGGAAGAAAAGAAUCACGCAGGUCACAUGAAGGCCGUCAAUCAAUCAGUUUUGGAUGGAACGUCAAAAUGGUCUGCAAAAAUUAACAUUACAGUUAAAUCAGCACAAGGGUUGAUAGCUAAAGACAAAAGUGGAACUUCGGAUCCAUACGUCACAGUUCAAGUAGGAAAAGUGAAAAAACGCACAAGAACUAUGCCUCAAGAGCUAAAUCCUGUUUGGGAUGAAAAGUUUUAUUUUGAAUGCCACAAUUCUUCUGAUAGAAUCAAAGUCAGAGUUUGGGAUGAAGAUAAUGAUUUGAAGAGUAAGUUAAGACAAAAACUAACAAGAGAAUCGGAUGAUUUCUUAGGUCAAACCAUUAUCGAAGUACGCACAUUAUCAGGUGAAAUGGAUGUAUGGUACAAUUUAGAGAAACGAACAGAUAAAUCGGCUGUAUCUGGUGCUAUUCGCCUUCACAUAUCUGUAGAGAUAAAAGGAGAAGAAAAGGUGGCGCCUUAUCACGUUCAGUACACCUGUCUUCACGAAAACCUCUUUCAUUAUUUGUGUGAACAGAAUAAUGGAGUAGUCACUUUGCCAGAAAAUAAAGGAGACGAUGCUUGGAAAGUUUAUUUUCACGAUGCGGCCGAGGAAAUUGUCGACGAGUUCGCGAUGCGAUAUGGAAUAGAGCUAAUUUAUCAAGCUAUGACUCAUUUCCACUGCCUUUCUACUAAAUAUUUAUGCCCAGGAGUACCAGCUGUCAUGAGUACCUUACUAGCAAAUAUCAAUGCAUACUACGCACACACUACAGCAUUAUCAGCUGUAUCAGCCAGUGAUAGGUUCGCUGCAUCCAAUUUUGGCAAAGAAAAAUUUGUCAAAUUGCUCGAUCAACUGCACAACUCGUUACGUAUAGAUCUCUCGAUGUACCGAAACAACUUCCCAGCUUCCAGUGUCGACAAAUUGAAAGAUUUAAAAUCAACUGUAGAUCUUCUCACCAGCAUCACAUUUUUUCGUAUGAAAGUACAAGAAUUAGCUUGUCCACCACGUGCUUCAACAGUAGUAAAAGAUUGUGUGAAAGCGUGUUUACGAUCGACGUAUCAAUUUUUAUUUGAAAAUACUUAUGAGCUAUACAAUAGAGAAUUCCAAGCAGAUCCAAAUGAACCGAAAAGAGAUCCAGAUGAUCACGGACCUCGACUUGAAAGCGUUGAUUUUUGGCAUAAGCUUAUAGCACUAAUUGUAUCGGUGAUUGAAGAAGAUAAAAAUAGUUAUGGACCUGUGCUCAAUCAGUUUCCACAAGAAUUAAAUAUUGGACAGUUAUCUGCCGCAACAAUGUGGAGUCUUUUCGCUGUUGAUAUGAAAUAUGCUUUGGAAGAACACGAGCAACAUAGAUUAUGUAAAUCUUCAGCAUAUAUGAAUCUGCAUUUCAAAGUGAAAUGGUUGUAUUCAAAUUAUGUGAAAGAUGUGCCGCCAUACAAAGGUGCUGUACCGGAGUAUCCAGCUUGGUUCGAACCAUUCGUCAUGCAGUGGUUAAAUGAGAAUGAUGAUGUAUCUUUAGAGUAUUUACAUGGUGCCUUCAAUAGAGACAAAAAAGAUUGUUUUCAGAAGAGUAGUGAACAUGCGCUCUUCUCAAACUCGGUAGUAGACGUUUUCACACAACUUACACAGUGCUUCGACGUCGUAUCUAAAUUAGAAUGUCCAGAUCCGGAAAUAUGGAAGAGAUACAUGAAGAGAUUUGCGAAAACAAUAGUAAAAGUAUUAAUAGCGUACGCAGAUAUAGUGAAGAAAGAGUUCCCUGAACAUUUAAAAGAAGAAAGAAUAGCAUGCAUUUUAAUGAACAAUAUUCAACAAUUGAGGGUACAAUUAGAAAAAAUGUUUGAAUCUAUGGGUGGUGACAAACUAGAAGAAGAUGCUGCUAAUAUACUUAAAGAGCUGCAGCAAACUUUGAAUGGGAGUCUGGAUGAAUUAGCACAACAAUUUGCUUGCAGUUUAGAGCACAGAAUAACAGUAAGCGUUAAGGAACUGGCUGAUCUUCUACUCGCUAUCAAAGGUGGAGGACAACCUGGUCAGUUAAAUCAACCAGCACAAAGAAACGCAGUUGCUGUUGAAGCAGACGAGGUUUUGAGGCCUCUCAUGGAUUUAUUAGAUGGUUCUCUAUCAUUAUACGCUCAAUCCUGUGAAAAAACUGUUCUUAAGAGGCUGCUGAAGGAGUUGUGGAAAAUUGUUAUGAGAAUAUUGGAGAAGACUGUGGUGUUACCUCCAAUGACGGAUAAGACGAUGAUGUUCAAAAGUUUAACAGACAAUGCCAAGAAUUUGGCGGCGAACACGAAGAUCGAAGAUAUGUCCAAACUUUUCAAGAAUCAUAUGACUGGAAAGCAAGAUGUCAAAAAUGCUCUCAGCGGAGUCAUGGACAUAUCAAAAGAAGUAGAAAAGAAUUUAUCUCCAAAGCAAUGUGCUGUACUUGACGUAGCCUUGGAUACUAUUAAGCAAUACUUCCAUGCUGGUGGAAAUGGACUGAAAAAAGCCUUCUUAGACAAGAGUCCGGAGCUACAAAGUCUCCGGUAUGCUUUGUCGUUGUAUACGCAAACAACUGAUACGCUUAUCAAGACCUUUGUCACUACGCAAAUUAAUGAAGUGCCGCUAAACAAUAAACACACGAUGCUGCAAAGACAACUCUCUUUACGAGACGAGUCUGAAACAGAAUCUGGACUAGAAGCACUAGAGGAACCUUUGAAAGCUAAAAAGAGAAAGGGAAGCGAAAACCAGCAAGAUAAUAUCGAUGGUAUAGAAAGUAGUGUUGGUGAAGUUUCGAUUCAAGUGGAUCUUUUCACACAUCCUGGAACUGGAGAGCAUAAAGUUACAGUUAAAGUUGUGGCUGCUAACGAUCUGAAAUGGAACCUUGUAUCUGGUAUGUUCCGACCGUUUGUCGAAAUUAAUCUUAUAGGACCACACUUAGCUGACAAGAAGAGGAAACACGCGACUAAAUCUAAAGCUAACAAUUGGUCACCCAAAUAUAAUGAAACCUUCCAUUUUAUCAUUGGAAAUGAAGAACAGUUGGACUGCUUCGAAUUGCAUAUUUGUGUUAAAGACUACUAUUUCGCAAGAGAGGAUAGACUGGUUGGUGUGGCUGUUAUGCAACUCAAAGACAUUGUAGAAAAAGGCUCGUGUGCGUGUUGGCUGUCAUUGGGAAAAAGAAUCCAAAUGGAUGAAACCGGCUGGACUAUUUUAAGAAUUUUAUCUCAACGCACAAACGACGAAGUAGCUAAAGAAUUUGUCAAACUUAAAUCAGACAUUCGACAAGAAAAUCCUCUUCCAAACCAGUAAACUGAAAAUUUAGUAACACCGAUAAAACUGUGUUUGUUUAAAAACAGUGUGUUCAUACCCAAAAGUGUAUAGAAAUAUAUAUGGACCGUCCUUAAGUGAACUCCACGCAGUGUAGGCUAUUUUCCAGAUAUUUCUAGAUGUUUUAUAAGGAUAUAUUUUAUAAAAUAACCAUUAAAAACAAUUUGAGGAUCAAAUUUUCUUUUUCUAGUCAAUCCAUCUGGUUGAAUGCUGAAGGAUAAAUUGAAGCAAUAUUCACAUAAUGUUCCAAAAUUCUCCUGCAUUCACAAGUUUUAAAAUAGGAAAUCAUAUGAAGAAGUCUAAACGUAAAUAGAUUUGAAGAAUCAAUUGCCUCUGUUGUGCCCUUCAUUAAAAUAUUUUUUUCAAGUGAACAUAUUUUAUUUUUCUUUUAUUACUCUAUCACGAAACAAAAUAAAACAUUGUACACUUUUCAGUGGUUAUAUAAAAACAAAAUGGUUUGUAUAAAAAGUAUCCUUAUUAAUAACAUUCGUGUAUGUGCGAAAAGCCUAAACUGGAAAAUGCUUAUAAUUACAUUCUAAUUUAACAAUAUUCAAUGUGCCUCCCAACUUGUACAUUCAACAAUAAUUAAAACAAACUUUAUCUAAGCCAGUACAUAAACGUGUAUCAUCCUAUUUCAUUAUCAUACUAAGAAAUUGUAAAAAGUUCGCAAUAAGGAGCAUAAUUUCGACAUUUUUCUCAUUAAAGAAUCGUCAUCAAUAAUCAACAGUUCAGCAGUUGAAAAUCGGAUAUUAGUGUAUUUGAAUAGAAACAACCAUAUAUAAUUUUUAAGAUUAGAUAUUUUCAAAAGUAUAAAACUUAUACUAUUUAAAACUGCUGAGUAAUUUCUAUUUUUUUAGCAUGUUCAAGAUAACUUAAUCCCUGAUAUAUUUCCAAUGUGCUUAAUUUUGAUUUUGAUUGAAAAGUUCGGUUGACACGUGAUAUUAAAUCCAUAUGACUUUCGAAGCGAAAUGACCACCGAGGACGAUGCACGCCUAUAAAAGAAUGCCACCAACGAAAACAUCCAAAAAAUUCACAAAACAAUGUCAGGUACCCGUAAAUUGAAGAUGUUUGAGAUAGCUAGGACCUUAAAGAUAUCCAAGAAACAAAUCGAGAAUUAUUAAUAUUUGGGUUUGCGAAAGCUCAAAAUUGGAUGCCGCGCGAGCUCACUAUCGACCAAAUCAAUAACUAAUUGAUGAUUCUAAACAGUUUUUGGAACUGAUUAAUUUCACAUUAUACUCCAAUCGACGUCAGCCCAGUUGACUGCAAGUGAUUAUUUCAAAAAGAGAAAAACCAUAAAUAAAGAAGAAAGUCAACAAGAGAAUGCAUCGUGUCACCAAUCUAUAAAAAUCACGGCAAACAUUUUAUGAAUUGGGCUUCGAAUUGCUUUCGGAUCCACUGUAUUCUACAGAUCUCACCUCCCGUAACAUGUUUCUCUUCUUGGACAUCAAAAGGAUACUUGUUGGAGAGAAAUGUCGUGUCGAUGAAGAGGUUAUCGCUUGAGCUGAAUCCUAUUUUUACUGAUAUUGAUUUCUAUAUAAUACUGUUGAUUAUUGGUGAACAAUUCAUCUUACAAAUAUAUACUUAUAUAUACACUGUGUCCAAUUAAGUAAUUUUUUAAAUUCUUAGUUUUUAUAAAAAUGUCAUUGUUUUUAAAAAUGGUGCAUGGUCUAAAAUUUGAAAUAUAUAGCGUAUAUAAGAUUUUUCAAAAAUUUGAAUUUAACUCUUCAUUUUUGAGAAUAUUGACGAUUUUUUAUCGUUUAUCGGAAACUUUACUAAUACAUUAUUUUUCCAUAGCAAAUGGAUAAUACUGGAUAUCUGACAGUAGUGUUUUUCUUAUGAUCAUUAUUUGUAAUAACACUUGUUUUUAGUUUACCGUAGAAAGGGCGAAAAGAAGAUUAUUAUCUUAUUUGGUAGCAAACCAGCUAGUAGAGCUCCAAGUCCGAUGUCAUAAGCUUUUUUGAAAAUACAUAGACAAGUUAAAUGAGAUAGAAAAAAAUGUUACCGUCCAAUAGGUUUUCGGACACACUAGACUGGAGAGAAAUGAAAACGCAGACAAACUUGCCAAAGUAGGUGAGGAUAAACCCUUCGUAGGACCUAAUCCCUUUUGAAAAGGAUGUACAUAAAAACUGGAAAACUGUAAGCAAAAAAGAUCUGAGUAAAAAUAAUUUAGAAAUACUAACAGUAGUGUUUUUGGAGCAUUGCAAUGGAUCUUUGUGCACAUUCUCUCAAAAUACGAAAGAAUACGAAGCUAGUAUUACACCUGGGGGCGUAUGAAAUAUUAAAUAUAGAUGUUAAGCAGCUAUAUCUAUCUCACAUUCUGAACUUCCUAAAAGAAGUGGGCUUAAUCGAUCACCUGUGCACAUUGAAUAUCCUUCAGUGCAACAGUAAGCAGUGGUCCUAAUCGCAUAAGUAGCUACAAUAAUACUUAUCAAUAUUCACAAAAAUAUACUUCACUCCUGAGGAAAAUGUAAUUAUUCACAAAUCUUGUUUAUAUAAAAUAUUGUUUUCAAGUUUUAGACCGUGUAGAGGUUUUAAUAAAAAUUUUUUUUUGUCAUAAAACAAAAAAUAAAAGAUUUCUGACUUGAUUGGAGACACUGUAUAAACUUGAAAUGUGAUUCAAAUAUAGUAUAAGAAAAAAUAGUUAGGUAUGUUUACAUCAUAGAUAUUUUUAUGCAUUUAGUAAAAUAUGGGUUAUCACGAACACAUGCAUGUUGAGUUGAUUUCUAUCAUCUCUAUUCAAAUAUCUUGCUCUCAUGCACAGAAAUAGUAUAAAUGUAUUUUUUGUUCUCACAACUAUAUUGGUAAAGAAGACAAAUGAAUUAUUUCAUGAAAUUCACAUUCAGUAAAUCUUCUAUCAUUGAAUAACACUUCAACCCCGUUAUCUGCUACUCCAAAUCAUGACGAAAUAAAAGAAUAUUCGAAGUAAAUCUCGUCUGAAAUAGAGAAUUGGGACCAACAAAUGGAAGUAAUAAUACAUUGUUUUACCAUCUUUGCUAUUUUCUCAAAUAAUAAAGUGUAUAUAUUUAUUUAAAUUGGAAAAUAUGGCUCACGCAAUGCACGAUGAAUUACCUUUUUGGUUAUAACUUUCUCUUGUAGCAAUUUCCGAAGUAUUAAUAUCAUUUUUCUCGUCUAUUAUUAUAAUUAGUCUGAACACACUAGCUUUAGAAACGUUUCUCAAACACAUUUUUGAUAAUUUUUUUUCUACUGGUAUUUUAAUUGUAACGUUUUCUUCACUCACUCAUAUUAGAAACAAUUCUGGUCUUUGUUUUAUAAAAUACCAAUAAUCACGCCUAAGAUUUGACCCUUCUUAUCAAUGGCGUUACUGCUAAUAACGACGUUUUAGGCAUAACUCUACAACUUACGGUAAAACAGGCGUUUAAACUAAAAUUCAAACUCUGGAUUAUACUCUUGUUUAAACCAAAAUUAAACAAUGCAGGUCAUAGUUAAACCCACAUGUUUUUUACCCUCGCCGAAAUAUAUCUCAAACUUUAUAUUUCCAUAUACUACAGUGUCAUUAAGUUCGACAAUGUUGACAAUUUCUUCAUCAUCAUUAUGAAAUAUGAAGUGAACAUCUUCAGUCAUGUUAGCAAAACCAAAAUCAUUUAAUCAAGGUAUGGACUGUAAAGAGAAGAAGAAGUAUCUCUUAUUAAAAACUAGAAAAUUUCUAGUGUAUUACAUCAAUAACAGCUCAAAAACUCGCGGUAGUGUAUAAAAAGGGUUUGAUAUGUAUGUAGCAAUUGUAGAUGAAUGUUUUGAUAAGUUGACUAGAAUGAACUAAAAUAAUUAUGAGAAAACUUGAACCAAUGAUUUUAUUUCGUAUUUUCUCAUUAAUAAUAAUUGGCGCUUCCUUUCAAAUUUACUCCGAAUGCUAAUAUGGCGCCACCCUUAUAUAACGAUAUAUUUCGAUGGAGACUCUUCAUUUACACAGAAUGUUCUCAUUUGCUCUAAAUAACUAGUUUGGAAUUUUCAGUGUCUAGAAUAAAGUUCAAAUUACCCCCAGAACGUUGAUAAUGUUUAAAGCGAAAUUUUUCGAUAAACGCCAUCUAUAAAAUGUAAAAAAGUCGAUAGGGCUUAAACGUUACUCAUAAAAUUGCCCUUUAACCACUGACGACAGUGUUGAUUUAUCUGUAUUCCAUAGUGCUCUGAACUCUUAAUUGCUUCUAAGAUAUAUAAAAAUUUUAAAAAAAGACCUGUUAACUUGUGGAAAAUACAAAAGAAUUUUUUUGUAAAUUUGUUAUAAAUCAAAGUGAUUUUGUAACAACCUACUAAUUUGGUUUCCUACUAUAACUGCUUCUGUACGUAUUAAAAAAUCCAUUGUAUAAAAAACUUUUCAUGUCUUCUUUACUGAAUCUUAUUCAUUAACAAAUUAUAUAUUUACACAUUAAUAUGUCUUAAUAAUACUUAUCUAAAAUCGAGCCUUAUAUACUUAUCCAUUCGUAUUUCUUACAAAAAAAUCUUCGCUUUUACUAAUAAUGGUGAAAAACUAUAUCUGUUGCAUUUUCACUGUGAUAGUAGUACAGUGUAUAUCAUGUCAUCUGUGUUGUACUUAUAUUAUAAUUAAAAAAAAAUAAUUCGGCGAUAUGACAGCUUUUUCUAUAGUCGAAUACAAGUAUAUGAACAGUACUUUUUCGUUUGAAAUUAUUCGAUAUUUAAUAUAGGAAUUAAUAGUCUCCGAAAUUAAUGGAAAUUCACAUAAAUGGCCAGAAAACAUGAGCGCAGCAGCGAAUUUGUGGCUUAAUUGUGAAAAAUUGUCUCAAAUAAAAAUUUUUGUAUACGUUAUCAAAUAAUAUUUUAAAUGUAUCACUUUGUAUCUAUAGUUUUUUCUGACUGAAUAUGGUGAUACUAAAUCUACUGAACGUAAGAGAAUGAAGAAUGUUGAAUUUGAGGACACAAAGAAACCGCGAUUUUUUUAAAUAAUACGAAUUCUGACAGAAUUUCUCAUUUUUCCAAGUCUCUAGUACCAGUGACGAAUUCUUCAUAAAUGCAACGCAUUCACUGCAUAAGUAAGAAUAACAUGUAUUACGUUAAAAAUCUACUAUUUAUUUAUUAUCAAUAUUUUCUAUUCAUAUAGGUCAUAUGCGCCACAUAAUCCUAUAAUCGGUAUCAAAAUACGGAAAUACUUAAUUUCAAAUUACUGCAAGCAUGAGUAUAUGUGCAUUCAAUCACAACAGAUACAGCUAAUAGGUUUUUUAAUGGUAGUUUUUUAGAUCUUGAAACGACAAGUUUCAAUACCUAAAGGUAUUAAAUUUCUCACAACUUCUUGAACUAUCAAAAUUUGAAAAUUUUGGUAAUUGUUUUCAUGACAAUCUGCUAAACGGUCUGAAAUUAGUUUAUCCAAAGCAUUUUGAUUUUGUCUGCCUUAAGUCAGAAUUAAAUGUAGUAUAUAAAACUAAAAUCUUCAAAUCUAAUGAGAUUUCCGAACUAACACUAAUGUCAAUUGAAAAAAGCAUACUAUUCUAACUGAAACAAAAGAAAGAGUUUUAUAACCAUGUUAUUGCUAAGUUUUGUGAAAAAAACUGAAAGAGUGGAUUUUAAUUUUAAAUAAAUAAUAUUUUUAUAGAGAGGGCUGUUUGUUUUUAUCAAUUUUAAACGAUUUUUAGGCGAAAAUUGCACCCCCUGUCGAAAUAAAAGUCCGCCUCCUGCUUGCUCGCGCUUUUCUAUAUUAUUAUUACCCCUUAGUGCGUGCCUAAAGCAAAAAUCCACGCAACGCCACUGUAUCGUACAACGACUUUUAAGGAUACAGUGGAAACUCGAUUAACCGAACUAAUUGUUGUCGUUAAGGAUUCAGAUAAUCGAAAGUCCGGAUAAUCGAAUAUAUGGAGGAAAGCUGGUUUUGUGGAAUAAAAUAAGUUUAAUAAUAGUAAUACUCAAUAAUAAAUAAUAAUAUAAUCAAUCAAAAGUAAUAAUAAUUUGAUAAUAAGUUUAAGUUGGCUUAAAAUAUUUGGUAAUUGGUAUUUGACGUAAGCAACUUAUUCUCUUUAUUGCUGCUAUAUCACAAAUUCGUUUGAGCUGUAGUAAACUAUCAGUAUCACUCUCUGUUUGUUCUACAUCAUUUUCCACGUCUAGAUUUUCUUCUGUUUCAUCUUGUAUUUCCUGCUGUUCAUUGAUCUGCAAUAUGUUUUCUACGAUUUCGUCAUCCGACAAAAUCUGAAAGCCUUGAUCAUUAUUGUCACAAGUGACCCACUGUUUGAUAUCUUAUAUUUUGUAACUUAUCUCAAUAUUACUAAAUUAUUUAAUUGGUCGCAGUUGAUAGUCCGUAUAAUCGCGAAUCCGUAUAACUGAGGGCCGGAUAAUCGAAUCUCUACUGUAUUUCGGUUGAUAGUCCGGAUAACGUCGAAUCCGUAUAAGUGAGGGCCGGAUAGUCGAAUUUCUACUGUAUUUCGGUUGAUAGUCCGGUUAAUCGCGAAUCCGUAUAACUGAGGGCGGGAUAAUCGAAUUUCUACUGUAUUUCGUCCAACUGACAGUAUAAAAAAGAAGGUCAUAUAUAAUACUCAGAAAAACUGAUGGUUUUGUGUGAAAUAGUUAGGUUAGUUAAAAUAAUAAUUGUACAAAUUCAGGAUUCAUUCCUAACCGUAUAUUUACAGUUUUAAAAAAAUUUGGUUUCAAAACUAUAUUGCUCCACUCCAUUAUGCUGCUAGAGUUAUACAAUACGUGACAACUGUAUUUCCGCAGAUAUGGGUUGGACGAGAUGGUUAUAUUGUGUAGCCGUAAAUAUCACUAGAUCUAUUUCCACUGUAAUUUUUUCUUUAAAGCUAUUUGAAUUCAAUUUAGAUUGAAGAUUUACCCCAAAAUCUCUAGUAAUCAAAAUCAAGAUACAAAAUAUAGCGCGUGAAAUAUUUCAAAAUUUGUUAUGGUCAUUUGUUGACAGAUUAGGAUACUGUGUGGCAGCUGAAGGUUUUCACUUUGAACAAACAUUGUAAAUAAAUGUCGAAUUUUCUCUCGUUUAUUAUAAGUUUUGUAUUAAGUAUUUCAUUUUACUAAAUCUACAUACACAAAAAUAUUCGAAAAAAUUCAUUUUUAUGCAGUUUUUCAUUAAAGUUAUAAUUGAUCCACAAAUCCGUUGCUCCGUCCAUUAUACCUGACCCUGUUUAACGAAUUAAUUUAUUGAUGGAUUUAACUUUUCUUUUAUUAUAAAUUAUGUAAAUAUUGUAUAAAAAAUUUAUGUAUGGAAAAGUACUGUUCUCUGAUUCAUAGUUCCUGUCACCAAUUUUAUUGUAUAAUCUUGAAAAUGUAUUCACAUUGUAAUAUUUUUCAUACUUGUCCCAUUGAUUUAAGACAAUACUUUUCUUUUUAGAAUAGUCUACAUUAUAGCUUAUCCCAUGGGUAUGUUUGAUAAAUAAAGUGGUACAUUAAUCAUUUGGUUGGAACUUCCAUGUCCCUUUCACCUAUUACAUAUUAUAAUAAGAUCUGAAGGAUAUACACUUUUUUGUUAAAUGUCAAGAUAAACAUACGGGAUCACACUCAGUCAGCUCAAGGGUACCACAAGGAACUAUACUUGGACCUAUACUCGUUCUAAUUUAUACUUUUGUUACGCAAGCCGGGAGUAAAACAGAAAUAGCAACUUUUGCGGAUAGCACAGCAAUUCUUACAAGGCAUUCAAAUCCUCAAACCCCAUGGAAAAAUUUAUAGGAGAGUUUAAAUGAAACCUGAACAAGUAGAAAUUCAAAUCUAACUUAAAUAAGUCAUAAUAUUAAAAUCCUCCAAAUGUUUCAGAAUAAAGCUCUUAGAAGUAUUGUACUAUGUUACAUACCCAAUUCCAUCAUCGAAAGAGACUUUCGCUUAGAGGUGCAGCCAAGAAUAAGAGUUCAAGUUAUAGUACCAAUAUAGGUACUCACCAUAAUGUACUCGUAAGAAAACUAAUUGAAGAAAACGUAGAGGUACGUUGUCUUGAAAUAUUGAAAAAAAUUUAUUGAUAAAAGAUUUGAUUAAUGCAUCUAAAUGUUCUGGAAUUCAGGUCUUUUCUGUUUUAAAAUUAUUUUUUUUUGAUAAUUUUUAAAGGAAAGAUAAAUUUUGACGUUUCGACUUUUCAAGUCUUUAUUAAUAUAUUAAAACUGUCAGUAAUUAAAAUAUGAAAUCUCUCAGUUAUAACUUAGGGUUCAUGUGGUCAUAAAAACUUAUAUCAGUUAAGUUAGCGUAAAAAGAUCCUUAUUGAAGGAUACUUCUC
Diorhabda sublineata is the source of this 17317-nucleotide messenger RNA. Its product is annotated as protein unc-13 homolog A. The transcript is spliced from 25 exons. Gene Ontology annotation, cellular component: presynaptic membrane; terminal bouton; synaptic vesicle membrane. NCBI's taxonomy places the organism in Eukaryota, Metazoa, Arthropoda, Insecta, Coleoptera, Chrysomelidae. Bases 685 to 9135 code for a protein of 2816 amino acids. Gene Ontology annotation, molecular function: syntaxin-1 binding; calcium ion binding; calmodulin binding. Gene Ontology annotation, biological process: synaptic transmission, glutamatergic; presynaptic dense core vesicle exocytosis; dense core granule priming. The record is from RefSeq and is a predicted model, not a curated record.